Messenger RNA from Sphenostylis stenocarpa, 1548 nucleotides. Lineage: Eukaryota; Viridiplantae; Streptophyta; Magnoliopsida; Fabales; Fabaceae. The record is from the annotation of a GenBank genome assembly.
AUGGCCCCUCCUAUUUAUAGUGCCUUCAACGGAGAAAUCGAUGGUGAAAAUCUACCUUUUGUGUUUGAUAUAUGGGCAACCGAUCUCAAUUCCUAUUAUCCUCAUCAACCUAUUUCGGAGAGUAACAGUUCUACCUUAGUUCUUCCCUUUUGCGACGGAACCAUAAGGGAUAACAAAAGGGUGAAGAGAACCGUUGGAAUCCCCGUCAGUUGGUUAGGAAGUUUUAGCAGCAAUUCCCAUAGUUUACUCAACACUAAUUCCAACAACAGCAAUAGGAAUAGGGAUAGCAUACCGAAGCUCCAUUUCAGAGAUCACAUACGGACUUACACUCAAAGAUAUCUCGCAGCGGAACCAGAAGAAGAGGUAUCAGAAGAUACAAAUAGUUCAGAAAGUGGUGGAGCUGAAGAAGAUGGUUGUCAUGAUGGAGUGAGGCUCGUUCAACUUCUAAUAGCAUGUGCGGAAGCAGUGGCUUGUCGAGACAAAUCACACGCUUCCAUAUUACUAUCCGAACUCAAAGCCAACGCGUUAGUAUUCGGAUCUUCGUUCCAAAGAGUUGCUUCGUGUUUUGUUCAAGGUCUAACCGAGAGGCUCAAUCUGAUUCAGCCCAUCGGGCCCGUUUCCCCGAUGCCACCCAUAAUGAACAUCAUGGACGCAGCCUCGGAAGAAAUGGAGGAAGCAUUCAGGUUGGUUUACGAGCUGUGUCCGCACGUCCAAUUCGGGCACUUUGUGGCUAAUUCCAUAGUAUUGGAAGCCUUUGAGGGUGAGAGUUUUCUCCAUGUCGUGGACCUUGGAAUGAGUCUCGGUCUAAGACAUGGACACCAAUGGAGAGCACUGAUGCAGAGCCUUCGUACAGACGACCAACAUGUUCGUCGUCUGCGAAUCACGGGGGUAGGGCUCUGCGACAGACUCCAAUCCAUUGGCGACGAACUCUCAAUAUAUGCAACUAAUUUAGGCAUCAACUUCGAGUUUUCAGUGGUGAAAAAGAAUUUGGAAAGUUUGAAACCGGAGGACAUAGAAGUGAGGGAAGAAGAGGUUCUUGUGGUGAACAGCAUUCUGCAGCUGCAUUGCGUGGUAAAGGAAAGCCGUGGGGCUUUGAAUUCGGUGCUGCAGAUGGUUCACGGGCUUGGGCCGAAAGUGUUGGUGAUGGUGGAGCAAGAUUCGGGUCAUAACGGACCCUUUUUCCUUGGGAGGUUUAUGGAAUCAUUGCAUUAUUAUUCUGCUAUAUUUGACUCAUUGGAUGUUAUGCUGCCCAAGUAUGACACUAAGAGGGCAAAGAUGGAGCAGUUUUACUUCGCCGAGGAGAUAAAGAACAUAGUGAGCUGUGAGGGGCCGUUGAGGAUGGAGAGGCACGAGAGAGUAGACCAGUGGCGGAGGAGGAUGAGCAGGGCGGGGUUUCAGGCUGCGCCGAUUAAAAUGGUGGCUCAGGCGAAGCAGUGGCUUCUGAAGAGCAAGGUUUGUGAGGGGUACACGGUGGUGGAAGAGAAAGGGUGUUUGGUUCUUGGAUGGAAAUCGAAGCCUAUUGUGGCGGUUUCUUGCUGGAAAUGCUGA